AUGUACAAUGCCAGCGCCAAGCUGGGAAUAGUAAUCAUAAAGCCAAUGGUAAUUUGCGUUGCUUUGAUACCUCAGCAAUAUAGAAGAUCCACCAUUACAUAUUGUUAUUUCACGGCUAACAUUCCCACAGUUUAUAUGGCCCCCAUCGUCCUGUCAGAGAAAACGUGCUUCAUUACGGGUGUAUUAAUUGGUGAAUAUUUGCCAACAGUGCUGAUACUGGUCAUUCAAGUGUCUCUACAAACUUCCUUAUAUACUGGGCCAGAAGGAGAAAUAAAUGACAUACGGCAGUGCAACUAUUGGGCUCCAAAGAAGUCCUUACCUUGGAUUUUCAAUGUCCUUGGAAAUGUCGUGACGUACUUGAGAGAGAACAGAAGGCCGAGUCCCACAUCAGGACUAAAAGGCUUGAUAAAUAUGUUAUUGGGUCAGGGUCUACUGUACUUUGUAUUGAUAAUUGCAUAUGAGGUAUUGUCCACAGUUGGGAACAUACCACAGCUCCUCAUCUCUGAUUCAGUGAACAAUAACCUUAUUGAACUCAACAUUAUCCUCAAUGUUGCGCUCCCUUGCAUUUUAGGGCCAUGGCUAAUUCUAUCUAUUCGUCGAAACCACAUGGCUCAUAUGACGGGAGGUACAAGCAUCACUGCAGGCACACGAGAUAGAGAUGUCAACAAACAUUGCGCCUUUUCGGGGACGAACCAACAUAGCCUAUUGAAGGCGAUAUCUGGCAGCACUCCAGCAUAG
Coniophora puteana RWD-64-598 SS2 is the source of this 738-nucleotide messenger RNA. RefSeq lists its product as uncharacterized. NCBI's taxonomy places the organism in Eukaryota, Fungi, Basidiomycota, Agaricomycetes, Boletales, Coniophoraceae. The transcript is spliced from 12 exons. Bases 1 to 738 code for a protein of 245 amino acids. The record is from RefSeq and is a predicted model, not a curated record.